Cucurbitaria berberidis CBS 394.84 is the source of this 1150-nucleotide messenger RNA. RefSeq lists its product as uncharacterized. The transcript has 3 exons. The record is from RefSeq and is a predicted model, not a curated record. NCBI's taxonomy places the organism in Eukaryota, Fungi, Ascomycota, Dothideomycetes, Pleosporales, Cucurbitariaceae. Bases 59 to 991 code for a protein of 310 amino acids.
CCCCGCUCGACAGCUCAACACCCGAGAACAGCAGACCAGCGUAGAUUGAUCUACAGCCAUGAACACCCCAGAAGGACAGAUGGCGCUUCUCAAGCUUUGGGCUACUGACACCAAUCUCAGCUUCGAUGCCGGAAAUCAACCCAAGGUCGAGUUCGCUCGCCUAGCGAAGGUGAAGGGAUGGGUUGGCGGCGACGCGACGUGGUGUUUGCACUGGAACGCGUGUUUCGGGGAGAUCUACAAUUAUGGCGCUCGUCGUACGCUGCCUACUCCUGCCGUCGCUCCGGACCUAAUUGACUGUAUGCGUCGCCUAUCCAUCGACUCAAGCGCGUCGUCCUUCUCGGUCAUCUCUUCGCCCUCAAGCGUGCAGUCUCUCGAUUCUGUUGGGUCGAUUAUUGGCGGUGUAGCUGUCCUGGGACUCGCGAACUCCGACCGCGGCGAUCGACAGGUCAAUGCAUCCACUGCUUCUGCUCCAGUUUCAGGCAAAGACUCCAAGGCCAACACUAGGAAGGCUAGAACUAAGCCUGCCACCGCUAAGCCUACGCCCUCUACGCCAAAGGCUAGCCCAUUCUGGUAUCAGUUCCCCGGUUUCGUGCCCAUAGCGAGUGCUAAUUUCAAGGACGAAUUUGCUCGCCUUGCAAAGCACCAGUCCUGGGGUGCCAAGGUGAAACGUAAGCAUCAGAUUGAGGCCCUCACGCAAGAAUCUGCGUUCCAUUAUGGAACGUGUAUGGAAAAGUUAGAUCGCUGGCAGGACCUGUGCAAAGAGGUUGGUAUCGAGAAAGUCCCGACCUCCAUUACGCAGUGCAAGAAGGCCCUGAAGUCUAUCUUCGUGAACCUCUUCAAUCUCAUCGACCAUAGGCGCAAUCCUGAGGUCCAGAUUGUGCACUUCAAGUCGUAUGGCGCGUUCUCACGAAAUAUCCGCAACGGCAACCAGUUUCCCAGGGAGUGCGCGAAGCAAGAUGGAUUCAUCAAGGUCUUGCUGAAGAAGUUGUAGGAGGCUGAUUUUGGUCAGGUUUCUGCUCUACGAAUAAUCGAUAGGGCUAUUUGAAUGCUUUUCUGCAUAUCAAUGUCUCAAAUGUGGCGUUAAAGAGUUGGGCAAUCAGAGUCCUCCUGCGGAUAUGGGUAUGUUUGGAUUGCUUCAGACACUAUGGAG